GAGUAGUCUAGUGUAAAUGGUACAUAUUCAAAUCCCGGAAAUAAUGCUGUUAAUCGUUUUAGUUAUAAUAAUGACUUCGACAGUUGUAUGCCAAGUAGGUGGGACAUCUUCUGUUAAUGUUUUUUCUAAAUUAAUGCAUGGUAUUAGGCAUCGGACCAGAACUGCGUUGCUAUCAAUGCAACUCACUAACACAACCUCACUGUGCAGACUAUUUUGAUAAUCGAACUUUUCCACUCGUCGCCUGUCCAAAUGAUGGAAGAAAUUAUUCUAGAUGUGUCAAAAUGAUUCAAGAAAUGUAUCUAGAUGGAAAAUGGACUAGACGUUAUUAUAGAGAUUGUGCUGUAACCGGUGUAAUUGGUGCAGAGGAUGGUCGUUGGUGUAUAGAUCGUUUGGGUACUUAUCGUGUUAAAGUACGAUAUUGUAAUUGUAACAAUAAAAAUGGAUGUAAUUCAAGUACAUUACUAUCUGUUUCAACAACAACACAUUAUACUUUUAUAUUUACUGUAUCUAUAUUUUACAUUUAUCGAAUUCUUAAAGUAUAGGCAUUUAGAUACAAGAAAAUGUUUCAAUUUCUUUUAUUUUUUAUUUAUAUGUUUAUGUAUUUGCAACGAAUAACCUUUUUAAAAAUAAAAUAAAAACUAGGUAAUAUUUAAAUAUGAAUACAAACUUUCAUCUCCAUGGUGUCUAUCAAUAACAAAAAAAAGAUAUCGAUCAUUGAAGAGAAACAAACUAGGAGGAUCAGUUACCUCAUUAUCAUUCAUUAAUUCAUUUUUAUGCAUGGUUACAUCAUAUAUAUAUGGUUUGUUUUUCAUUCUUGUAUAAAACAUAUUUUUUCUUUAUUUUAAAUUCACCUCCUUACUUACUGUUAAUAGUGAAAAAGUGUAUGUAAAAAACGAUUAAUAAUACAAAUUGU
This is a messenger RNA of Schistosoma rodhaini, 913 nucleotides long. The record is from the annotation of a GenBank genome assembly. Lineage: Eukaryota; Metazoa; Platyhelminthes; Trematoda; Strigeidida; Schistosomatidae.